Molecule: messenger RNA, 2360 nt
Organism: Acipenser ruthenus (sterlet)
Lineage: Eukaryota; Metazoa; Chordata; Actinopteri; Acipenseriformes; Acipenseridae
Product: inner ear-specific collagen-like
Exons: 5
Coding region: 111-1550 (479 amino acids)
Molecular function (GO): protein binding
Source: RefSeq, a predicted model, not a curated record
GUCGCAAAAGUCAUCUUUGAAUAUCAUUCGGUUCUUAAAGUAAUCACGAACUCCACUUUGCAAAUCAGACUUAACGAGAAUGACCUGCUGAACGUUCUCCAGGUACAGACAUGGGAUUUUUUUCUGUGCAAGCGGCCCUGUUCGUAGCAGUUAUUAUUGUUGGACAUAUAUCGGCAAAGACCACCCAGUUUCCAAAAUACCAGUACACGAAGAAGCCCUUUCAAGAGGUCCAUCAGACCACAACUACCUUCUCCAGCACAACGACAGAGGAGACAACGGACGGCACUGAAACCUCUUCUUCAGCUGCCACUGACAGCACCACGUUCCCCAACACCGUGCAGCACACCUUCAGGACCAUAACAACACCACCUCCCAGUGGGGAACAUGAAAACUUCACCCUCGAUUAUAAUGAGUGCUUCUUCAAUUUCUGCGAGUGCUGUCCCCCUGAACAAGGGCCAAAAGGACAGAAAGGUGACAGAGGGCUUCCAGGUCCCAGAGGAGAAAGAGGGGAGCAGGGACUAAGAGGGUUGCAAGGGGCAGCAGGACCUGCUGGGUUAAAUGGGCUACAGGGAGGGAAAGGAGACAAAGGUGACCAAGGAGACAAUGGAAUGAGUGGAAUCCCAGGCAUUCCUGGAAAGCAAGGACCUAAAGGUGAUUUCGGAUCAAAAGGAGAGAAGGGAAAUAUUGGUUUCACGGGGCCUCCAGGUGACAGAGGAGGGAAAGGGGAUCCUUGUGAGAAUGGCACGAAAGGAGAGAGAGGUGAAGGGGGGCCUCCGGGUGUACAGGGGUUAAGUGGAAAGAAGGGGGAUACAGGAGAGAAAGGGGAGAUGGGAGACAAAGGGGAAUCUGGGGCACUAGGGGAAAAAGGGGGUAAAGGCGAGAAGGGGGAAGAGGCUAUGAAAGGUGAAAAGGGAGAUAACGGGGAUCCUGGCAUCAGUGGUGCCAAUGGUGCCAAUGGGUUGGAAGGAGUAAAAGGAGAACCUGGAGCAAGUGGAGAUAAAGGCAACCCUGGCACUGCAGGCUUACCAGGACCAGCAGGGACAAGGGGGAACAGUGGACCAAAAGGUGACAGGGGACAUCCAGGGAUGAAAGGGGACCGUGGGCAAAGAGGAUUUAAAGGAGCCAGGGGUGACAGCCUGGUACUCAAACGAUCUAGCUUCAGCGUUGGCCUGUCACCCAGUAAAUCGUUCCCUACAUCUGGUUUCCCUGUCAAAUUCGAUAAGAUCUUCUACAAUGGGGAGAAUCAUUAUGACGCAAGCAUCGGUAAAUUCAACUGCAGCAUUGCGGGGGUGUAUGUUUUCACCUACCAUGUGACUGUAAGAAACAGGCCUCUUCGGCUGGUGCUGGUCGUUGAUGGCUCCAGAAAGCUCAGAAGUAGGGAUUCAUUGUACGGACAGGAUAUUGACCAAGCUUCUAACUUUAUCCUCUUGAAGUUAAAUCAGGGUGACCAAGUGUGGCUGGAAACCCUGCGAGACUGGAAUGGGGUGUAUGCUAGCAAUGAAGACGACAGCACCUUUUCAGGAUUUUUAUUAUAUUCAGAUGAGGUUUGAUUUGUGCCAUUUCCAACUCUCUUUGACUUCCGUAAUUGACAGAAGUAUUGAAAAAGGGAUAGCAUAUAAUUUAAAGAUAUGUGUAAUUACUUAACACAGUAUCAGUAAAACACAGUUAACACAUUUCUUUCUUGGGAUUAAAACAAACUGAUUGAGGGAGUUAAGAAGGAAGUAUUAUAUUUAAAUGAAGUAGUGUAUACAAAUAAAUAUUUUCAGUACCCUUGUAUCUCCUCAUAUGCAUUUAUUCAAAUUGUAAAUGAUUAAUACACAAUGUUGUUAAUUAUCUUAUUAACUGCUUUGUGCUUUUAAUUAUUAGAAACACGUGAAAUAAAAUGAAGCAGUAAUUCCAGACUUGUGCAUUGCUUUUUUUUUUUUUAAAUAGAAAGAACAUUUCAAGCAUCUAGAAACCUAAUAUUCAUAUGUAAUGUAUAUCACUGGUUCUGAUAAUGAUAUUACUGGACAAUAAUGACCUCAGUGUUGUAUCCUGAAGUAAAAACUGAGCAUGCCUCUCGGUAGAUUGAAAACAAUCAGGAGCCCAGUUCUAGAGGGGAACUUUUAUUUGGAUACACCUCAGCAGGAAAUAGUUUAGCUGUAAAACUCUCCCAGUUCCCAAGCUCCUGCUUAUACUAUGCAUGUGGGUUAAAUGAUUGUUAUGGUGAAAAAGAUAUUGCAGAGUUCAGUACCGCUGUCAUUUAGAUUUUUUGUUCUGAUUGCAGAUAGAGCUCUUGCUAGUAACAGUGAGCAAAUUUUUUGUUCUGAUUGUAGAUAGAGCUCUUGCUAGUAACAGUGAGCAAAUUAUACAGUUGCACU